Molecule: messenger RNA, 3069 nt
Organism: Cydia amplana
Lineage: Eukaryota; Metazoa; Arthropoda; Insecta; Lepidoptera; Tortricidae
Exons: 14
Coding region: 127-3069 (980 amino acids)
Source: RefSeq, a predicted model, not a curated record
CUGCGUUUGCUUGUUGUUGACAUUAUAAUAUUAUAUUGUGUGCGACGUUGAUAUAACUUAUUUUUGUGUUUACGAAACGAACGCUUGAAGGCCGUUGGCAAACCGUUGAACUGAGCUGCCAAACUGAUGCUACCGAUGGAGGAGGAGAAUGCGGCUCCGGGGGAGGGGGAGGAGGGUAGCGCAGCGCUACAUGCCCGCUUAGUAGCGCUCGUGCGCACCGCCGGCGGCGAGCCGGAGGGGCGCGUGGGCGUGUGGAUGGAGCACUCGUACGCGCGCGCCAAGAGCGGCGCCGCCGUACGCGAGCUGCUCGCGCGGCCCGCGCCCGCGCCCGCGCCCGCCGACCUGCCGCUCGACGUCGGCGCGCCCGGGGACUGCGACCCGGCCCCAGACACACAGGAACCCGACGCUGUUGACCCAGAGUGGGAAGCGCGCGUGCUGGCGUUAGCACCGAGCGCGAUGCACGCCCGAGCCGCGCGCGCCGCGCUAGAGGCGCUCGGGGCCUUCCGCCUCGCGCGCCUCGCCUCAGCCGGCCACGCCGACGCGAGUAUAAAGAGAGACCAGGCGCGAACCGCUUCGAGAGCUGUGCGGCGGGCAUUAGCGCCGUUGUGGGCGGCUCCUAACGGUAUGUUGUGUACUAUUUCCUUUCGCCUCGCCUCAGCCGGCCACGCCGACGCGAGUAUAAAGAGAGACCAGGCGCGAACCGCUUCGAGAGCUGUGCGGCGGGCAUUAGCGCCGUUGUGGGCGGCUCCCAAUGGUAUGUUGUGUACUAUUUCCUUUCGCCUCACUUCAGCCGGCCACGCCGACGCGAGUAUAAAGAGAGACCAGGCGCGAACCGCUUCGAGAGCUGUGCGGCGGGCAUUAGCGCCGUUGUGGGCGGCUCCUAACGGUAUGUUGUGUACUAUUUCCUUUCGCCUCGCCUCAGCCGGCCACGCCGACGCGAGUAUAAAGAGAGACCAGGCGCGAACCGCUUCGAGAGCUGUGCGGCGGGCAUUAGCGCCGUUGUGGGCGGCUCCUAACGGUAUGUUGUGUACUAUUUCCUUUCGCCUCGCCUCAGCCGGCCACGCCGACGCGAGUAUAAAGAGAGACCAGGCGCGAACCGCUUCGAGAGCUGUGCGGCGGGCAUUAGCGCCGUUGUGGGCGGCUCCUAACGGUAUGUUGUGUACUAUUUCCUUUCGCCUCGCCUCAGCCGGCCACGCCGACGCGAGUAUAAAGAGAGACCAGGCGCGAACCGCUUCGAGAGCUGUGCGGCGGGCAUUAGCGCCGUUGUGGGCGGCUCCCAAUGGUAUGUUGUGUACUAUUUCCUUUCGCCUCACUUCAGCCGGCCACGCCGACGCGAGUAUAAAGAGAGACCAGGCGCGAACCGCUUCGAGAGCUGUGCGGCGGGCAUUAGCGCCGUUGUGGGCGGCUCCUAACGGUAUGUUGUGUACUAUUUCCUUUCGCCUCGCCUCAGCCGGCCACGCCGACGCGAGUAUAAAGAGAGACCAGGCGCGAACCGCUUCGAGAGCUGUGCGGCGGGCAUUAGCGCCGUUGUGGGCGGCUCGCAACGGCGGCAGCGGCGUAGCGCCAUGGCUGCACGGCGCCAUCUUGGCGCACGGCAGCCACUGGGCGGCGGCGCUGUGGCGCGAGCUGACCGGCGAGUGGCGGCGCUCGCUGCCGCGGUUGGCGGCGCGCCUGCUGCCGGCGCCCGCCGCGCCGCCGCGCGACCCGCUGGCGCGCGUGGGGCCGCCCGUCGACAAGGACGUGCCAGGCCCCUGGCUAGUGUGGAUAUGCGCGCGCGGCGAGGACCGCUGGGCUCGGCGCCUGCGCGCGCUCCUGCACGUGCGCGUGAUAUGCGGCGACGCGCCCGGGCCCGGGCCCGGCGCCGGCCCGGGGCCCAGCACCGGGCCCGAGGCCUGGUGCUCCGCGCUCAUGGGCGCCGCGCGGGCCGCGCUGCUCGACGUGCUAGCUGAAGCCGGGUCGCACCCGGUGGUGGCGGGCGGCUGGGGCGCGGGGGCGGCGCUGUGCGGCGCGCUGCUGGCGGGGGGCGCGGGGGACGCGGCGCUGGCGCGGGUGCGCGCGCUGGCGCUGCUGGCGCCGCCGUCGCACCCGGUGGUGGCGGGCGGCUGGGGCGCGGGGGCGGCGCUGUGCGGCGCGCUGCUGGCGGGGGGCGCGGGGGACGCGGCGCUGGCGCGGGUGCGCGCGCUGGCGCUGCUGGCGCCGCCGCUGCUCACAGUAACUGUUCCCUUGUGGCAGGUCGCACCCGGUGGUGGCGGGCGGCUGGGGCGCGGGGGCGGCGCUGUGCGGCGCGCUGCUGGCGGGGGGUCGCACCCGGUGGUGGCGGGCGGCUGGGGCGCGGGGGCGGCGCUGUGCGGCGCGCUGCUGGCGGGGGGCGCGGGGGACGCGGCGCUGGCGCGGGUGCGCGCGCUGGCGCUGCUGGCGCCGCCGCUGCUCACCGCCGAGGGCGAGGCCACGCAUCUCAACCGGACCGAGCUGGAUCUCCCCCUGCUGGUGGUGGCGGGCAGCGCGGGCGCGACGUGCCCGCGCAGCCUGGCGUGCGAGCUGGCGGCGGGCGGCGGCGCGGCGCGGCGCGUGCUGGCGGUGCGCGGCGCCGACGACGCGCUGCGGCUGCCCGCGCGGCUGCGGCGCCGGCUAGUGCCGCAGCACGCGCUCGACGCUGCCGUCGCGGAGGAGGUGGCACGCUGGGCGCUGACGGCCGCCGAAGGCGAUGCGCUGCGCCGACCUGCCAGGAAAAGCGCGGGUGCGGGUGAAGUGGUCGAGGAGCGACACACGUCGAUGCAGAAUGCCCGCGGCUUGAUACGCGAGAUAGAGCCUGCCGCUGUAUCCGUAGAGAGCGCGCGCCCCGUGCCCCGCGGGCCGCGCCGCUCGCUCGCGGCCGUCCCGCCGCCGCCGCCGACGCCGACGCCGACGCCGACGACGCCGACGCCGACGCCGACGCCGAUCAACGCCGAGCCCGCCGUGGACGAGCUGGACAUCAUGCAGCUGCCCAUCGUGUUCGCCGACGACGAGCCCGCCCCCGCCCCGCCCCUUCAGCGACACGGUGAGACACCACACCACUCGAUGAUGACUUAG